GGAAGUCUGAAGGCGCGAAAUGGCCGCUGUUGCCGGUGCAUUGCUGGGUCUGUGCGUUGCACAUUCGGUGGUGUGCAUCACCCCGAAAAAGGCCGACUCGAGCGGCUCUCUCCAGACCCAGCUCGAUGAAGGCUACGGAUGGCGGGAGCAGCAGCCCGUGGGCGGACUGCGGCAAGGCCAGCACAAGAUCCGAGGCGCGACCGGCACCUUGCAACACAGAAAUAUCACCGGCAGAUCCUUCUUUGCACAACCCAUGAUCGUGACGGAAAGCCGAGGCGUCUUGUCCCUCCCUGAUGCAACCGACCAUUCUGAAGGCUUCAUCGGUGCCUUUGACCGCCCGCCGCCUCCUCGCGCAGAAGCAGCCGCGGCACUCAUCACCCCGCUCAAUCGCAGCCAAGACGGCAGGCAUCAAGAUGAGGGCCUGACGGCCGUCGUCGAACAGGGCGGUGCAUCGAGGUCAAGGCGGUUUCGCAUGGCGGUUCGGUCGGGAGGCAUCUUAUCGCCAGGCGAUGGGCUUGAAGACGACGGGCAGGGGCACCACGUGCGGUGGGUACCCAAUGCGAUGCUACCUAAUUCGCCACCAUUCCUCUUGACGGCAAGGCCGCCGACAGCUGUGCGGCUCCCUUCUCACUUUAAGCCAGCGUUGUACGACCAGUUUGACCGGGAUUCCCUGAACCUUAACAGGUUCAUGUACCGGCAGCCAGGACAGCUGUGCGGCCGCAACUCGUACUGCGACCCCACUUACGUCACUCAGGAGAACGGCAAGCUGGUCAUCAAGCUGCGCUACCUCAAGACGCCUUUGCCGUACACCAAGUCCAAGUACGCGACAAAGGCAGAUGGCUCGCGGGUGAAGGUGCAGCAGACCUGCUAUGCCUGGUUCUCGGGCGGAGGCAUCAUCACAAGACAACGAUACACGUAAGCGAAUCGUCAGUCAGUCGGAAAGAGACGACUCUCUGAGGUCCGUCUGUCUGUGUCUCUGGUGUGCUGCAGGUACGGUUACUUCGAGACACGUGUCAAGAUGACCAAGACGCCUGGCUGGCACGAGGCCUUCUGGACAUCAUACUCAGACGGAGGCAACAACCUGCACCCCAUGACAUACGGGGCCCGAAGCGAGUUCGACGUCUUUGAGCACUUCGGCUCGUUCGGCCCCUCCGAGUUCUACUACGGCGUCUACAGAUGGUCGGGGGGCCGAGGCGGCGUGCCCCUGAGACUCGAGCGACUGACCGGCAGCAGAUGGCAGCCCGGCCAACAGGUCGACGUGAGCCCAGAACAGGGGCAGACCACCACCAUAGAUGCCGAGAAGAUGGGCGGAGACCAAGACGACAUCAAAGCCGCAGGCGGCCUCUGUCUCACCAACAACUACCACAUCUUUGCCUUGUGGUUUGACAGAGAGCGGGCGGCCUGGUACCUGGACGGCAGCCUCAUCCACGAGGUCAGGGCCAAGACGGACCCAAGUGCGCCGGAUGGGCCAUACGAGAAGAUGCCGAAGAAUCUGUUUCACGUGUGGCUGUCGACCAUUACCAACUACCGGGCGGAGGGGGACACCACCAGCCCGCCUGACUGCUACUACGGCAGCAAGGAGGGCAAGGUGGUCCGAGGGGAGGGAGACGUCUUCUUUGACUACAUCACCAUAUACACCAUAGACUGACUGAUGGACAGAGAAAGGAUCGAUGGAUAGACCGAGAGAGUGUAAAGAAGGUGGCAUGUAGGCAGGCAUCUAUCUGAUAGACUUACAAACAUG
Molecule: messenger RNA, 1741 nt
Organism: Vitrella brassicaformis
Lineage: Eukaryota; Vitrellaceae
Source: the annotation of a GenBank genome assembly